CAGAGGCAGGAGAGCAGGAGGGCUCAGAUGCCCGUGGUUAAGCAGGGGAGGUUGGAGCCGGCUUUUCUGCACUCCCUCCAUAAGGUAUUAGCUCCGCAGCGUCGAUCUGCUUUCCUGAGAAAGAAAGCACAAUGCUGCUUGCCUGUGUGUCAAAACCAGUGAUGGUCUGAUCCAAAACUUGUGCAAUCGGUGGGUUUUGGAUCAGGCCUUUAACCGACAAAUAUUAGCAAAGCGAUCUGAGCUGCUGGUAAGGAAGGGCUGAGCUCCUGUGAUUUUCCAUUUCGCGCACUGUUACUGUUGUGCCUAGUAUCGAGCUCCAAGGAAACCGCUGCAGCUUAUUGCUUCUUUGCAACCCGCAGCGGCCUUUGCAGCACUGCUCUGCCCUUGGGAGAGGAGCGGAGAGCUCCCGGCGCCGGAGCCGCCCCCGGCGCGCCACGUCCCGGCCUGAGGUCUGGCGCGCUGCCCGCGUCCCGGACCGGGGCUCCCGCGAGCUCGGAAAUGCGUGACCGUGCCUCGCUGGCACUAUUACGUACGCCAAAGUGCUUCAGCCGGGGUAAGUUAAAGGCUAUUUACAGUAUAAGGGAAUUAACUGCUGUCACACGGCGUCACAGCGAAAGGGAAUGUAACAGGAGAAGUCAAUAGGCAGUGAGGUCACACGAAGUGCUGGCGUGCAACGGCGAGCAUGAGAGGCAGCGACGCGGGCUGGCAGGCUGCGAGUCCUCGCGGAGCAGCAAGGCACGGCCGUCCCUUUCCAGCCCUGUCCCGCCGGGAUGUAGCUGCUCGCAGCUUUGCUCUGCGCCUUUUCCACCCCACUUCACCAGUCAUUAUAAAACCCUUCUCCUUGCCGCAAUCGUGUCUCUGCGGGAAGUGUGCCACCCAGUUUUGGCAUGCAAUCCAACCUGGCUGGUACCGGAAAGCCACGUGACGCAGAGCAAACCCGGGGGAAGCUUAUUGCCUUAGUCAAUAUUUGCUCGCGCUCAGGGAGGAAAGAUUUUAACAGCUUCCACUGACGCAGAAGAGCUGACCUCACGUAUUCCUUCGCAAAGCUGAUGUGUGCUUUUGGUGACCCUCUGCCUCCGAUGUUGCCAGCAGCUGGUGCCCAGGAUGAAGGACAGGCUGGAGGAGCUGCGGAUGCGAGUUAAGGAAGCGGGGGACCCCUGCGAUGCGGAUGAUAUCCUUGCCUUCGAUAACCCUGUUUUCAGCGAAGAGGAGGCCAGUCCCAUGAGCAAGGUUUUCCAGGAGGGGUCUAACCUCUCUUUGGCCCUGGACAAGCUAGAGGAGUUAGCUGAGAGCAUUGACAAGCAGCAGCAGAAAGUGCUCUGCUGCACCACCGAGGACAGCAUCUACGAGGAGAAGAAGGGGCUCAGCAGUAUGAAAGCCGCCUUCACCAACGAAGCUAAGGUCAUCCAGCCCCAGCUCAGCGCCAUGCAGGACAGGCUGGUCCGGGACAGCAGGCCGUGGUGCGCGGGGCACCGUAUCCGCCAGAACCAGCUCUCUGUCCUGGUCAGGCGGUACCGGGACGUCCUCGACAGGCACUACGCCAAGGAGACCCUCUACGUGGGGAAGCUGAAGGAGCAGAUCACGAGGCAGGCAGAACUGGCGGGCCUGAGCCUGGGAGAGAAGGAUGUUGAUGAGCUGGUGGAGAGCCCCGUCCCUCCGCGCAUCGUGGGCCGGGACCUGGAGGUGCUGAAGGCCAAGCAGCAUCUGGCCGUGGCUCAGGUACGCCACCAGCAGCUGCAGGACCUGGAGGCUCAAAUCACGGAGCUGCACGCGCUCUUCCUGCACCUGGAAGUGCUGGUGUCGGAGCAGCACGAAGUUGUCAACAACGUGGAGCACUACGUGCUGCACACGCUGGACUACAUCCCUCAGUCCGGCGAGGAGGUGAAGAAAGCCCUGCAGUACAAGCGGCAGUCGCGGCUCUCGGCCGCGCUGACGGCCCUGCUGAGCCUCUGCGCCUGCUGCACGUGCCUGUCGUGCCUGGCGGGCACGGUCCGGUGAGCCUGGCGGAGCCCAGCCCCGGCGGCGGGGCAGACACGGCCACCUCACGUGGUGCACAGCUCCAGCUGGAUGCCCGGCUCAGCGACGCGGGUAUCGGCCCUGUGGACACCCCCAGGCAGGACUCUUCCGUGCUGGGUGGAUUUACGGCAGCUCUCGUGGAUUGUCGUUGCGUGCCCAUGCCGGGAUGGCAAUCGAGAGGUGCCACCGGGCUGUGGAGCCUGCUGCCCUGCACGGCAGCAUGGGACCGUGCUCACGGCUGCGGGACGUCCCCUGAGUGCCGCAGCACCGGGCAGAAAAGCACUUUGAGAUUAUGAAAUGUACCUUCAAAAACGCUAAUAGUUAGAGAUUUUUGUAUUGUUUUUUAAAGCUUGCUGAAGUGCUGGGUGCAUUCUGUCACUGCAAAGCGUGCGCGGGAGCCGGCCGGCGCAGCCGACCCGUACGGUGGUGCAGAGGCUCCUCCAGCAGCUCUGCAUCUUCGUUCUCUGCACUUUGUCCAGUUUUUACUUCCUGGAUAUUUUUUAUGUGUGUUAAUGUAGCAUUUUCAUUGCCGCUGGUUUAUAAGCAAGUGUUUAGCUCUUAGGAUCCGUGGUUAGGUUUCCAGUCUGGAUCUCGCUGUCCCCAGGGGUGGCCAGUCUGCACGACGGGGCCCUGUGCUCGCGUUUACCCAAGUGUAGCUGUCUGACUCCCGUAGAGUCCCGGGCUUGCCUUUCUGCUCUGUGCAUUUUUCAGAUGACAGGAUUAAAUGCAGUGUUUUUAAUCCUUUCUGAUUUGUUUUUGCAGCCAAAGGGAGUAGCCCUCACAGAGCUCGUCAGGCUCAUUCUUUUCGCAAAGUCUGUUUCUUUUUCGAGACUCAUUAACCAACUUAUUAUUGUUCCCAGCAAUUUUGCAAGUGGACACUUAGUUCUGACCAAGUGAGCGGCUGAGUGUCGGGGUCAAAUGCAAAUGUUAUACGCCCACGGAUGUGGCACGCUGCAAAGGUGACUUUGAGCAUAUCAGCAAAAAUUCUCCAGGCUGUUUUUUGAGAACUAAUCUAUAGCCAUUUACCUAGGUAAAUGCUGUAAUACUGGGAGGGAGUUUUACACAAUCAACGUAGUUUUCAGGCAGAUAACAGAAUUAUGGGACUCUUACUUCAACCUGUACAUUGAAAAAUCUGCUAAAUGUCAGCUCUGCUAAAACUACAUACAUACUUGAAACUCCUUCUCACUGUUUUCUGUAGUCACCACACCACAAUACAAUCAGAAUGUCCUAAAGACUCUCAAAUUAGCGAGAGAGCAGCAAAACAGGGGCCUUGUUAAGUUUCUCAGGAACAUUUAGAAGGUCUAUUCAUGUGUUGGGCAGUUUUGUGUGUUAUGUCCUGCCUAUCUUGUCCACCAUUAGGCUUAUUUUUGUCUUUUGUCUUAGCCUUAAUAAAACAAUUUUUUAAUAA
This is a messenger RNA of Dromaius novaehollandiae (emu), 3424 nucleotides long. RefSeq names its product syntaxin-3-like. Bases 1105 to 1998 code for a protein of 297 amino acids. Gene Ontology annotation, molecular function: SNARE binding; SNAP receptor activity. The transcript has 2 exons. NCBI's taxonomy places the organism in Eukaryota, Metazoa, Chordata, Aves, Casuariiformes, Dromaiidae. The record is from RefSeq and is a predicted model, not a curated record. Gene Ontology annotation, cellular component: plasma membrane; endomembrane system; synaptic vesicle. Gene Ontology annotation, biological process: intracellular protein transport; exocytosis; synaptic vesicle fusion to presynaptic active zone membrane.